AUGGAACGCAGUACCACCGGAGAGGCGGAGAUGGAGGUGGAUGAUGUGGAGUGCAGCAAGUCGGCCAUCAACCAAUGGUCCGUCGUCAAGCCGUUUGGCGGCUGUCAACCGCCGAAGCAACGAUCGCUGCAUGCGAGCAUCGUCGUCGGCGAUUGCCUCUACAUCUUUGGAGGGUACGAUGGUAGCAGCAGGGUGAACGACUUCUACAAGUUCAGCUUCAAGGCUUCGAAGUGGUCGCAGAUUCACCCUGCAGGGAGUAGCCCGACGGCGCGUGACCGGCACGUUGUCGUGUCCUAUGCCGAGAAAAUCUACAUCUUCGCGGGCUACGACGGCAACAACCGUGUCAACGACUUCUGGCAGUAUGACACCGAGCACGAGGUGUGGAGCACGGUGGACCCGGCCCUGGGGAACCCACCAACUCCGCGCCACAGCCACUCCGGGGUCGAGUACGACGGCUCCAUGUACAUCUUCGCGGGUUACGAUGGGAACUACAGGAGCGAUUUUCACCGCUACAACUUCCCGCAGCGGAAGUGGUCCAUAGUGCCUGUCAAGGGAUCCGUGCCCAAGGCACGCUACAGGACAUCGGCCGUGGCGUACAAGAAUCGUAUGCUCGUGGUCGGUGGGCAUGACGGUGCCAAGCACUUGAACGAUUUCUAUCAGUUCAACUUCGAUACGCUCGAGUGGUCGUCCUCAGGGGCCCAAAGAGGGAUUUGUUUUGGUGGUGGAAUGCUUCUCAGCAGUAUUUCCUGA
Symbiodinium necroappetens is the source of this 750-nucleotide messenger RNA. Lineage: Eukaryota; Dinophyceae; Suessiales; Symbiodiniaceae. The record is from the annotation of a GenBank genome assembly.